UUUGGCAAAUCACAUAUACGCAGGUUGAAAGGUAAGUUUGCAAUUAUAACAGGGGGAGCAAGUGGAUUUGGAAAGACCACAACAAAACUCUUUGUCCAACACGGCGCCAAAGUCGUGAUCGGCGAUGUUCAAGAUGAGCAAGGCCUUUCCUUAUGCAAUGAAAUCAACAACAACGAUCACGUCACUUACGUUCAUUGCAAUGUAUCCGAUGACAAUGAUGUCAAAAGUCUCAUUGAUCACACCAUCUCUAAACACGGAAAACUCGACAUCAUGUUCAACAAUGCAGGAAUAUGGGGAGACUUUGACACAUCUAUCUUAACCUCCACAGAUGAGAAUUUUAAAAGCGUGUUUGAAACAAAUGUGUAUGGUUGUUUCUUAGGAGCUAAGCAUGCCGCAAGGGUGAUGAUUCCGGCUAAGACCGGUGUCAUUCUCUUUACGGCUAACAUUGCAUCAAUGAUAUGUAUCGAGUCACCUCAUGCGUACACCAUGUCGAAGCAUGCAAUAAUUGGUUUAAUGAAAAGCUUGUCCCUUGAAAUGGGACAAUAUGGCAUUAGGGUGAAUGCAAUAUCACCCGGUGCUGUUUCUACGCCGUUAUCAAUGAAUACAUUGGGGAUGGAUAAGGAGAAAAUAGACGAAAUUAUUGGUGAGUCUUAUGUGCUCAAAGGGGUUACACCGGAGCCCUUGGAUGUUGCUAAUGCAGCAUUGUUUUUGGCAAGUGAUGAGGCUAAGUUUGUGAGGGGUGCUAAUUUUGUUGAUGAUGGUGGGUAUUUCAUCACUAAUCCAUCUUUUUCCAUGGCUCUUAAUAAUAAACAUUUUGUGUGA
Messenger RNA from Chenopodium quinoa (quinoa), 822 nucleotides. Its product is annotated as secoisolariciresinol dehydrogenase-like. The record is from RefSeq and is a predicted model, not a curated record. The transcript has 2 exons. The annotation marks the transcript as partial. NCBI's taxonomy places the organism in Eukaryota, Viridiplantae, Streptophyta, Magnoliopsida, Caryophyllales, Amaranthaceae.